Drosophila nasuta is the source of this 2245-nucleotide messenger RNA. RefSeq names its product diphosphoinositol polyphosphate phosphohydrolase 1 Aps (gene Aps). Gene Ontology annotation, biological process: diadenosine pentaphosphate catabolic process; diadenosine hexaphosphate catabolic process; adenosine 5'-(hexahydrogen pentaphosphate) catabolic process. The record is from RefSeq and is a predicted model, not a curated record. The transcript is spliced from 4 exons. Lineage: Eukaryota; Metazoa; Arthropoda; Insecta; Diptera; Drosophilidae. Gene Ontology annotation, molecular function: bis(5'-adenosyl)-pentaphosphatase activity; diphosphoinositol-polyphosphate diphosphatase activity; bis(5'-adenosyl)-hexaphosphatase activity. Gene Ontology annotation, cellular component: nucleus; cytoplasm. Bases 1109 to 1651 code for a protein of 180 amino acids.
CGCUGUCCUCUUUGCAGAGCCAUUCGCCGAUGCAACAUUCGUGAAAUUCGUUAAAAUUGUACAUUUUUAACGUGGACUCGCAGCUGAAAAGCGUUAACGGCGCCAAAUCAUUUCGGCUUCUAAGGCGUGCGACGCGUGUGUUGUGUUUUGGGCGUGUUGCAGUUUCUCAGUUGCACUGUUGCAGCAAUAACGGGGCGUGUGUUGUGUGUUGCGGUGGAGCGAGCGAGCGAAAUGGAAAACGCAUGUUUCGUUCUCAGAUAAGGCCCAGCAGCUGUGCGUCGGUCUCGCGUCAAUUGCAACAAAUUGUGUCCGGCAAAGCGACACACAACAACAAGCAAACAAACAAGACAUCAACUGCUGCGACACAGCAGCAGCAAGACACCUACGCAACUAAAACACCUACAACACUCACAAUACAAAUACACCCAGACGAGUAACCCACAAAAAAGGAACAAACAACAACAAAACACAAAAAAAAAAAACAAAAAACAAAAACAACAUGCACCCACUGCAAAGUAGUUAAAUAAUUCUGCCCUGUCUGCGCUUUAUUUCCUCUUCAUUCUUGUACUCGUUUUAAUUUCAACAAGUUUUCUCUCUGUUCUCGCUUUCCCCACAUCUCUUUCUUUUUUAUUUUCUCAACCAUCCGACGCGCAGUUCUUUUUUCGUUACUACUUCACCAACAACAAAUACCAACAGCAACAACAACACUUACACACACACACACGUACAUACGACAACGACAACACACAAAUACAAAUACAAAUUGUAGCUGUGACGCAGCAGCAGCGAAAAAAGCAAAAAGCACCUGCAAAAGCGGCACGAGACCAAGCGACCGGCUCCCAGUGCAGCUGUCAUAGCGCAAUAAGACAACAACAACAACUACACGCAAGACACAAUACAACUACAGCACACACAGCCACACGCACACUUGUUGCAGGGAGAGUGUGCGAGAGCAAGCGGGAGAGCAGCAGAGACAACUAAGCGAGAGAACGAGCAAGGGCGAGCGUGUGAGAGCGUGUGUGAGAGAGAGAGCCGCUGUCUCUCUGUAUAAAGUGCCUAAGCAGUUGGCUAUCAACGUUCAUUGCCGUCGUACUUACAAGACUCAAAGAUGGUCAAGGAGAAGCCCAACUCAACGCGCAUCUAUGAUAAGGAUGGCUUCAGGAGACGCGCAGCCUGCAUUUGUGUACGCGCCGAGAACGAAGCAGAGGUGCUCCUGGUGACUUCUUCGCGCCGUCCAGAACUGUGGAUUGUGCCGGGCGGAGGUGUCGAGCCGGAAGAGGAACCUCCAGUAACCGCUGUGCGCGAGGUGCUUGAGGAAGCGGGCGUCGUUGGCAGCCUGGGACGCUGUUUGGGUGUCUUCGAGAAUAACGAUCACAUGCAUCGAACGGAGGUGUUUGUCAUGAAUGUCACCCAGGAGCUGGACGAAUGGGAGGAUUCGCGCAGCAUUGGACGCAAGCGUCAAUGGUUUACGAUCGACGAUGCCUUGUCACAGCUGGCGCUGCACAAGCCCACCCAGCAGCAUUAUCUGAUGCAGCUGCAGCUCUCGAAGACGCUGGAGAAUGCCAAUACGCCCGGUCGGGUAGUGAAUGCCACGCAUCCGCCCAUUUUGACCAAUGCUGCCUCGGCGGCAGCAUCGCCGACAACGGCAUAAGCUUGAAUACACAAGGAAUUAUCACACACACACAUCCACACACAUAAACACCAACACACACACUCAACACAUUUUGACAUUUUGGAAAUUUACAAUUAGACAGGCAGUAAACUCAUUAUUUUUCGGUAUGUUUAAAAUCAUUUACCUCUCCCCGCUCUCCUCCAUUUGGAAGCACGAGCUUCCUUUUUCUUCGAGUUAUGUUUAAGUCUAGCGCUUCAUUUAUGUUUUUUUUAGAAACUGUAUUGAAAACAAUAUGUAUGUACUUUAAAUAAGAGCAACAACAAAAAAAAAAAGAAAAUCGAAAACCAAUUGAUAACAAAAACAUAAGGAAAUGAUACUAAAUUAACGAGAAUGAAACAAACAUAUAAUAAUUUUUGAGCGCAUAGGGCACUUUUUGCAAAAACGAAAUACGAAAUACGUGUACUAACAGAAAUUAUAAUGAUAUCUAUUAGAUUUUUCUACUCUUUUUUAUAAUUUACUCAAAAGAACGUCUUGAUUAUUGUAAUAAACAAUUGGAAAUGGCUUUAAAGAAGCGCUAAAAUUGAUUAACCUAUGCUAAGCGGCCUAAACAAUAGUAAUAAACAAAGAAAGAAA